CGGCAGUUUUGGUCUGACAGCCAGUGGACAUGGCACGCCGAAUUCACACUGACACAAACAUUAACAUAAGGGAAAUGACGACAACAUAACCAAGAGCCGCCCCAAGACCACCACACACACAGGCUGUCCACACAUGCACACAAUACGAUGAAGGACGCGCAAGAAGUAUUCUAAUUGGCGAUUCCGAUUCAGCAGACGCACACGUCACUAUGGCACAAUGAGAUGACACAGCAGCCCGCCAUAGGGCCCGUACCCAGUAUGAGUGCCUCUUGGACACGCAAUCGAAUCGAGAACAAAUACACCGACACCUGGCCCGACCGUCGUACGACGUUUCCCCAUCGGAGGUCAGUUGGCGCAGCCGGGGUUGCAACUAGCCCAACAACCCGAUGAGGUGCAGCUGAAGGAGAGAGCCAGUCAGCCAGAUGAGCCAUGCACAUACUGUGUCAGAUACCAGUGGCGCUGACCUGCUGCAGCAGGGUGGAAGGCGGCGCAGAGGUGCAUCGUCUGGGGCCUCGACACACCCGGGAUUGCAAUUUGCCCAACAAGACGGUGAGCUGCAGGAACUGCAGCACUGUAGGCGUCGCACAGGUGUGUCGUCGUGGGCACAGCCAGGGUUGCAGUUCGCAAAGCAGGAAGGCGUAGUGCAGCUGCAAAGAUAGCACCACAGAAAAGCAGGCAGGUGAAUAGAGAGGGGGCAAUUCAUCGAUGGAAAAGUACCCGCUACAGCACUGCAGGCGGCGCAGAGGGGCGUCGUCGCCUGCACGAAGGAACGGCGAGGGAACGCACAGCAUGACAUCGUGUGAACAGAUGGACGGAAGAGUGCUCGUGCGUCGUCGUGCGCGUGUGGCUGACCUUGGUGGACGUCGUUUGUCUGCUGGCCACUCAGUCGCCCCCGCAGCGCAGUCCCGCCAGACACCUCCUGAGCCAAUGUGCACAACAUACAGCUGACACACUGUGCCGCACGUGUGAUUGCGUCCCUCCCUCACCUGUCCGAGUGCAGCACUCGUCAACACAACAGCCACAAAGAAGCAGGCACACCACAUGAGCGUCAUGACGACAGAGAGGAGCGGUU
Molecule: messenger RNA, 1072 nt
Organism: Vitrella brassicaformis
Lineage: Eukaryota; Vitrellaceae
Source: the annotation of a GenBank genome assembly